GGGAGGAUGGAGCUGGAAAUCUGAACAGGGCAGCUGGAGCCUGCAGAGAUCCAGCGACGUUCCGAGCCUGACCUCCUUUCCAACUUCACCGAGCCUCCCCUCAUCUCCACGGCCCCUGUAGAGCUGUCACUGCCACUGACCAUCCCAUCAGCACACCAUGAAGUCCUGGGUCCUGCUCUGUCUGGCACUGCUUUGGCUGGAGCUCCACAGUGGUGACUGCCAACAACCCAAGCGAAGAAAAGAGUCAGGAGACAACCGCAUCAGGCCGGGAGGGAAACGGGUGAAGUUGCGACCCACCAAAGUUAAGGAUGUAGUGGGUAAAGGUCAGUCCCUGCUGACGCAGGUCUUGGAUAAAGGCCGCUUCCUUCGCUUGGGACAAACCACGACUCUGACUCCUGGGAGCAACAUGGAGCUGCGCUGCAAAGGCAGCAACAUUGGAUGGUCAUACCCGACCUACCUGGACACCUUCAAUGACUCACGCCUCAGCAUCAAGCAGAGCGACAAGUACAGUCAGCUGAUCCUGACGUCCUCCUCUGCUGCUGACACAGGGGCCUACAGCUGCUGGGUGAUAAUGUGUGAUGGGACCGAGUGCGAGAAGGACCACGAUCACUCCUAUGUCUCAUACAUCUACUUCACAGACAAAGACAACCUCUUCGUCCCUUCCACCAUCCACUUUGAGAUUGUGUACCUGCGCCCGAACAGCCCUGCUGUGGUGCCCUGUCGUGUGACCGACCCACAGGCCAAGGUGACCCUGCACAGAGAAGUCCCUCCGGAGGAGAUCCCAGCCAACGAGACCCUUGUGACUUACGAGCCCACCAGGGGCUUCGUCUUGCAGAAGCCCAAUCCGAAGCUCCGGGGAGUGUUCUACUGCAAGGCUGUGGCCAAGGGGACCCCUCAGAUCUCCACCAAGUACCAGCUCCUCUACGUGGAGGUUCCCAGUAGUCCACCGUUUGCGAGCCUAGAAUUGUCUCCAGGGUCUGUGAGAGGAGGCGAGAACAUGAAUGUAACAUGCGUCGCGCUGGGGGAGCCCGAGGUGGACGUGAGCUUUGUGUGGUCUUAUCCUGGUCAGGACCUUCGUCCCGUUCACAUCUUCACCUCCUGGCGGCUAGUUAACCGUGGAAUGGGUCACAUCACACGGGUCUCCCAAAGUGUCAUGACCGUGGAGGACAUGGAGACCAUUGACUUUGGAAACUACGUCUGUAAAGCCAAAAACCAGCACGGUGAGACGUUCGUGACCAUCAACAUCUCCAAAUAGUCCAGACAAUGAGGAUUAUUUUUAAUGUUGAAGUGUUUUCCUCAUCUUGUUUAGAUUUAAUUGUAACACACCAAACAGUGAGACCACAUGAAAUCAACAUGUACUAGACUGCA
Messenger RNA from Paralichthys olivaceus (Japanese flounder), 1368 nucleotides. RefSeq names its product platelet-derived growth factor receptor-like (gene pdgfrl). Lineage: Eukaryota; Metazoa; Chordata; Actinopteri; Pleuronectiformes; Paralichthyidae. The record is from RefSeq and is a predicted model, not a curated record.